Molecule: messenger RNA, 1795 nt
Organism: Cylas formicarius (sweet potato weevil)
Lineage: Eukaryota; Metazoa; Arthropoda; Insecta; Coleoptera; Brentidae
Exons: 6
Coding region: 140-1783 (547 amino acids)
Biological process (GO): fatty-acyl-CoA biosynthetic process; long-chain fatty acid metabolic process
Molecular function (GO): long-chain fatty acid-CoA ligase activity
Source: RefSeq, a predicted model, not a curated record
UGCACGAGAUAAGCUAUACGAAUUUGAGUAAGUCGCCAAUCACACGCGUACCAGAUAACGCAUAAAGAAGUUGAUUCGAGGUCAAUAUCGUUGAUACUCGCGCUCAAACCGCGCGAAACAAACAGACGUUGACGAUAAAAUGGUGAUGGGUAUUUUAAAAGGCCCCCAAGGGGGACCUCGCGGCACCAGAGACCAAAGCUUGGGUCAAGUUUUCUUCGAAAACGCACACAAAAAUGGCGAGAAAAUUUUCCAAAUUGACGCUGAUACGGGAAAGUACGAAACCUUCGAGCAAGUGAAAAACAGGUCGGUACCCGUCGCCUUGAAACUGAAAAAGUUGGGUGUAGGUGCCGAAGACGUUAUUCUGCUAUGCUGCAAGAACAAUGCGGACAACAUAAUACCCGCUCUGGCCGCCUGGUUCAUCGGCGCUAGUAUCGCCUCGGUAGAUCCCAAGCAACAAUAUUACGACGUCAGGCGUUCUUUGAACAUCGUAGAACCCAAAGUGCUGUUCGUUGUCGACGAUGCCGUCCCAUUGAUAGAAGAAAGCCUGAAAGACUGCGAGAUAGUACCGGUAGUUAUUGUCAUCGGCCGUUCUGACAAAUACGAGACUAUGGAGAGCAUGCUGAGUAGCAAUAGUGAUGAAGUAGACUCUUUUCAACCAGUAAAAAUAAAGAAAAAUCAGACGGCCGUGAUAAUAUUCAGUAGCGGUACCACCUCCACUCCAAAAGGCAUCUGCAUGAGUCACUAUUCAUUGCUGUAUGGCAUGCACGGCGUUUCUGAGCGUUUCGGUUAUAAUCUGGACGUUUGCAUGCACUUUUCGUCGUUGUUCUGGAUAUCCGGAGCGAUGAUAACGGGCUGGUGUCUCGCGGAGGCAAAAACGAAAGUUGUCGGUUCUGGUAUAACAGGCGAGAGGUUCCUCGAGUGUAUUCAUAAAUAUAAGGUGACCUAUGCGUUCACGUCAGGCGAAUUCACGUAUUCCAUCACCAAUUUAGACCAAGACAUCCUAUCGAAAUAUGACACUUCUUCGUUGCAAGUUCUUAAUCUAGGCGGAGCUACCAUGGAUCCUAAACAGAUUGCGAGGGUAAGAGCCGUCCUGAGGCACACCAGGGUGACCUUGGUGUAUGGAUCUAGCGAGGCUCACUGUAUCGCAGCUUUUGAUGUCAACAGCCAGAAAGCCUACGAGGAGAAACUAACCUCUUCUGGGUUACCAGUACCGGAUGUCCAAUUAAAGUUAAAACCACACAUCUCUCAGUUCGUUGACGUGGAAACCAGAACACCAGUAGGUCCUGCCCAGCAAGGCGAGAUUCUGAUAAAAAGUCCGUACUUGUUUACCGGAUACUACAAGCUGGAAAAACCCGAUACGUUCGAUGACGAAGGUUUCCUGAAGCAAGGCGAUCUCGGGUACUACGAUGAAGAUGGAUACGUUUACGUCACGGAUAGAAUUAGUGAGACAUUCAAGUACAGAACGUUUCACGUGUCACCAUCUCUCGUUGAAAGAGUUUUCCUGCAGCAUCCCGCCGUUCAGGAGGGGGUUGUUUUCGGGAUACCCCAUCAUGGAGACAGGUUCCAUCCAGCCGCUUGCGUGGUACCUAAAAAGGAUUGCGAUAUUAACGUGGACGAGUUGAUCGAGUUUGUAAACGCUAGGGUAUCGGAUAGUCAUCACAUCAGGGCUGGCCUGCAACUACUUGAGAGCCUACCGAGAACCCUCACGGGUAAAAUUCAACGGAGAUUGGUCAAAGAGAAAUUUUUAAACAAUCUAAAAUGUAAAUAUCAACUAUUUAAAUAAAUACAUUGUAAA